AUGCCUUCCUCUUCCCAGACGUCCCAGAAGAGCCGUGAAGAUGAGCCCAGAGUCUCGUCCUCUCAGAGCUUCCUGGAGGAGGAGGACCCGGGGCCCCAGGCCCAGCAACCUCAGGCUACCAGUUCAGGAGGCAGCGGACCCCUCAGCGACCGUGACCUCUCCCACGGGUCCCUGGUGAAGCUGGAGUACCUGCCCUUCUUCCGCACCUAUGGGCGGCUCCUGACUGAGGAGCUGACCCAGCAGCUAGAGGUUUGCAGGGACCGAGGAGGAGACUGGAGUAUCAGGGAGGCGCCAUUCUUGGAGGACUCAGAACCGCCCAAUGGGUUCUUCCCUUACUGCCGCUCGGAGGAGGAGAAUUUUCCCAGCCUUUCUUGUGGGGGCUCCCAAGACCCAUCCACCAGGAGGGAGUUGUGGGCUGGCUGCUUCUGCAGGACGACAGUCAGCAGUGGGAGCUCUGCUACCUCUGCAGGCCCGGUCCUGGUCUCUGGGUCCUCACCGGCCUGCUGCUCCGUCCUGCCGGCCUCAGUAGGUUACUCCCACGAUGGUGCUGGCCAGGGAACCUCUUUCUCCAGUGAUGCUGCCUUCAGUGGCCACGCCCUGUGUGCCUCAGGAUUCAUGCCUUACUACAGAACCCCCGAGGAGGGGCUCCACACUAGCCCUGGGCCCCUGUCUCUCCCGGGGGCCAGGAGCCCGCAGGGGAGCUGCCCAGGCCUGGUGCAGCCACACUGUGAGGGAGCAGAAACUGGCAUCAGCAAGAACCACCUGAGUCCGGCCCCAGCACCUGCUGAUCACUGA
Molecule: messenger RNA, 795 nt
Organism: Molossus molossus (Pallas's mastiff bat)
Lineage: Eukaryota; Metazoa; Chordata; Mammalia; Chiroptera; Molossidae
Source: RefSeq, a predicted model, not a curated record